Molecule: messenger RNA, 1020 nt
Organism: Olea europaea var. sylvestris
Lineage: Eukaryota; Viridiplantae; Streptophyta; Magnoliopsida; Lamiales; Oleaceae
Product: hydroxymethylglutaryl-CoA synthase-like
Exons: 7
Coding region: 223-1005 (260 amino acids)
Biological process (GO): acetyl-CoA metabolic process
Molecular function (GO): hydroxymethylglutaryl-CoA synthase activity
Source: RefSeq, a predicted model, not a curated record
AAUCACGAAGUCUACAUUUGGGGGCUGUGGUGGCAAAGAACAAGGGAAAAUGCAAAAAUAUAUGGAAAUUUCGCAGUCUGUUUAAUACCCUUGCCUAUAUAUAUGCCAUCCAACGGCCAUAUUCCCAUCGCCUACACAAAUUUUUCCACCUCUUACACUGCGAGUUUUCCUGUCCUUUUUGCUUGAUCUGCCUUUUGAAGGUAAAGAACAAAGGAGAAAGAAAUGGCUUCACAAGCGAAGAAUGUGGGAAUUCUCGCCAUCGAAAUCUACUUCCCUCCCACUUGCAUACAGCAGGAAGUAUUGGAGGCUCAUGACGGAGCAAGCAAAGGGAAAUACACAAUUGGGCUUGGCCAAGAUUGCAUGGGGUUUUGUACUGAGGUUGAAGACGUCAUUUCGAUGAGUUUGACAGCCGUUAGUUCACUUCUUGAGAAAUAUGGGGUUGACCCAAAGCAGAUUGGUCGUCUGGAAGUUGGAAGUGAGACUGUACUAGACAAGAGCAAGUCUAUUAAGACAUUCUUGAUGCCAAUCUUUGAGAAAAGUGGAAAUACUGACAUAGAAGGUGUUGACUCAACCAAUGCAUGCUAUGGGGGAACUGCAGCUCUCUUCAACUGCAUCAAUUGGGUGGAAAGUAGUUCAUGGGAUGGACGAUAUGGGCUUGUUGUCUGCACAGACAGUGCGGUCUAUGCAGAGGGGCCAGCCAGGCCAACUGGAGGAGCUGCAGCUAUUGCCAUGCUAAUAGGGCCUAAUGCUCCGAUUGUGUUUGAAAGCAAGUUCAGGGGUAGUCAUAUGGCUCAUGCCUAUGAUUUUUACAAGCCUAAUCUUGCCAGUGAAUAUCCAGUUGUCGAUGGCAAGCUUUCUCAGACUUGCUAUCUCAUGGCACUUGAUUCUUGUUAUAAAACCUUUUGUAACAAGUACAAGAAAUUGGAGGGCAAACAGUUUUCGAUUGCUGAUGCUGAAUACUUUGUCUUUCAUUCUCCAUAUAACAAGGUAAUUAGUGAGCGGUGAUGGAAAUUUAGCAAU